GAAAGAGACGUGGAGAGAGAUGGGGAAGAGAAAUAUAGAUAGAGAGCUUGGCACAUGGAAGGUGCUCGCUAAAUAUUUGUUGAAUGAAUGAAUAAACAAAUGAACAAUUGGAUAUAUAUAAAGAGGUGGGGCAAUAUGAGGUGUGGGUAGAGAUACGGAGAAGAAACAAGUGAUAUGAGUAAAAUCGAUGAGAUUGAAAGGGAUACGGAAUAAGAUGUGGGAGAUACAAAAGGAAUAAAGAAAGAGAUGAAAAGGUAAGGAAAGAUGAAGAUAAGGCAUCUGGUAUACGGAAGGAACUCAAUGACAGAAUUGUUGAAUGGAAGGAUGAAUAAAUGGAUGACUGGUGAAAGAAGACUAGAGGCAUGGGGCAGAGAAAGCAAGCUAGAUAAGCAGCCCAGCUAUUUCUCCCUUUGUGGGGACUUCUGUUUAAUGCUAACUCCUCCUUCUUCUCCUCAGCAGUUCUCAGAUGGAUUCCAUCUAAUCAACCCCUUGGCCCAGACGCUCAGAUCAUCUUCUCGAGAUCCAAGUGACAAGCCUGUAGCACACGUUGUAGCAAACCCCCAAACCGAGGGGCAACUUCAGUGGCUGAGCCGGCGUGCCAAUACCCUCCUGGCCAAUGGUGUGGAGUUGAUAGACAACCAGCUGAUGGUGCCUUCCGAUGGGCUGUACCUCAUCUACUCCCAGGUCCUCUUCAAGGGCCAAGGCUGUCCUGCCACCCAAGUGCUCCUCACCCACACCAUCAGCCGUAUCGCUGUCUCCUACAAGACCAAGGUCAACCUCCUCUCUGCCAUCAAGAGCCCCUGCCAUAGGGAGACCCCAGAGGGGGCUGAGGCCAAGCCCUGGUAUGAGCCCAUCUACCUGGGAGGAGUCUUCCAGCUAGAGAAGGGUGAUCGACUCAGCGCUGAGAUCAAUCUGCCUGACUAUCUCGACUUUGCUGAGUCUGGGCAGGUCUACUUUGGGAUCAUUGCCUUAUGAGGGGGAAUGGAUGCCCAUCCUUCCCCAACCCCCUCACCCACCUCGGUCCCUUUAUAAUCCAUUUCUUCAGACCCCUUCUUCCCCUCCUGGCUUAGAAUGGAAAUUAGGGGCUCAGGGGUGGGCCCAACUUUAUAAUUUUAAAUAACACUUAGAAGCCUGAGAUGCAGGGGUGUGUGACCUGGACA
This is a messenger RNA of Loxodonta africana (African savanna elephant), 1160 nucleotides long. RefSeq names its product tumor necrosis factor (gene TNF). Gene Ontology annotation, cellular component: cell surface; membrane. The coding region runs from base 265 to 975 and encodes 236 amino acids. Gene Ontology annotation, molecular function: tumor necrosis factor receptor binding; cytokine activity. The transcript has 3 exons. NCBI's taxonomy places the organism in Eukaryota, Metazoa, Chordata, Mammalia, Proboscidea, Elephantidae. Gene Ontology annotation, biological process: immune response; extrinsic apoptotic signaling pathway via death domain receptors; tumor necrosis factor-mediated signaling pathway. The record is from RefSeq and is a predicted model, not a curated record.